AUGGCUGCUCCCGCCGUCGCUGGAGGCGGAGGAGGAGGAGUUAUGGGGGCUCUCGAGAAAGAUGCGUGCAGAGCCCAUAUGUCAAUGGCCUUGGUUCAGCUCAUCAACGGAGGCUACCAUGUUAUUACCAAAGUAGCGCUCAAUGUCGGCAUUAAUCAGCUCGUUUUCUGCCUCUUCCGCGAUCUCCUUGCCCUUUCCAUUCUCGCCCCCGUUGCCUAUUUGCGGGAGAAGAGGAUCCGGCCGCCCAUGACUAGGAGCUUGCUCCUGUCAUUCUUCUUUCUUGGCUUGACUGGGAUUUUCGGCAACCAGCUUUUGUUUCUUCUUGGUCUUAGCUACACAAAUCCAACGUAUGCUGCUGCCAUACAGCCUUCAAUACCAGUAUUCACAUUUCUUCUGGCUGUGACAAUGGGUACAGAAAGAGUGAAUUUGCUCAAAACUGAAGGUCAAGCAAAGAUUUUGGGCACAACCAUCUGCGUUUCUGGUGCCAUAUUGAUGGUUCUUUUCCGCGGUCCAGCUAUCUUUGGACAGGCAGAGGCUGACUCGGCAAGCAAUGAAAUAAAGGAUAGUGGUCAACCAGAGCCUGUAGGAUGGUUUCUGUCCAGCCUACUAGACAUUGGUUUAGAGACUUGGCAUCUUGGGGUUAUAUGUUUAAUUGGAAAUUGUAUGUGCAUGGCAGCUUUUCUGGCCCUUCAGGCUCCAGUUUUAGCCAAGUAUCCUGCUAGCAUUUCAGUCACUGCAUAUUCUUAUGGCUUUGGGGCGCUAUUGAUGGUAGUGACAGCAUUCUUUGCGACCAAUGAAUCGACAGACUGGAGCUUAACUCGGUCAGAAUUAUUGGCUGUGCUAUAUGCUGGAACUAUCGCAUCUGCUCUUAAUUAUGGACUACUAACAUGGUGCAACAAGAUCUUAGGCCCUGCUUUGGUUGCCCUCUACAAUCCGCUGCAACCUGCCGCAUCUGCCUUCCUCUCCAGGAUUUUCCUGGGCAGCCCUAUUUAUUUGGGAAGCAUAGUUGGAGGAUGCCUAAUCAUUGCUGGCCUAUAUUUAGUGACAUGGGGAUCUUACAGAGAGACACAAGCAGCAUUGAUUCUGGUGGUUGCUGAGGUUCCGAUCCGGGCAUCAGAUCCUCUGAUUCACAAAGAUGGAACCAUGAACAAAGGAGUGUACCAGAGGGGACACAUUUUCGCCGGUUCCUCGCUCAAACCCAUAGAUUAA
Linum trigynum is the source of this 1209-nucleotide messenger RNA. NCBI's taxonomy places the organism in Eukaryota, Viridiplantae, Streptophyta, Magnoliopsida, Malpighiales, Linaceae. The record is from the annotation of a GenBank genome assembly.